AUGGGAUUAGAUGGUAACAGAAUAAACAAUCAGGAAGGGAUUCAGGAAGAAAUUCUGAGAUUUUAUAAAGGCCUUAUAGGCACAGCAGUUGGGAAUCUAUCAGCAGUUAAUAGAGCAGUAAUGAAGAAGAGGCCUACAUUGAACAAGGAGCAGAGAAUGAUGCUAAACACAGAAGUAACUAGACAGGAAAUAGAGAAUCCAGUAACAAUUAAGGAAUACAGACCAAUAGCAUGUUGCACAGUGCUAUACAAGCUGAUCUCAAAGAUAUUGGCAGCUAGAAUGCAGAAGAUAUUAGGGGGAAUCAUUUGUGAAGCACAAGCUGGAUUUGUACCAGGGAGGAGAAUAUGA
Messenger RNA from Nicotiana attenuata, 348 nucleotides. RefSeq lists its product as uncharacterized. The coding region runs from base 1 to 348 and encodes 115 amino acids. The record is from RefSeq and is a predicted model, not a curated record. NCBI's taxonomy places the organism in Eukaryota, Viridiplantae, Streptophyta, Magnoliopsida, Solanales, Solanaceae. The transcript has 2 exons.